CUUCGUUAAGAUGGCGACUUCCAAGUUGGCAGCGUAAACAUUCCCUCAGAUCAUUCAGAUGUAAAUAAUUAUAUUUAGAACAAUCGGUACAUAGCAAUUAACAAUAGGAAUAUUUAUUAUUUGAGAUAUAACGUUUGAAUGUGCUUCGGUGCUGAUAUACACUCUCGUUGGUAAACAACUAAAUUACAUAUAUUUUAUCUCUAUUUUAAUUCACUACUAAGUUAGUAAGAACUAAAUUAAACUUACUAAGUAAGUUACUAACCUUACAAUUACAACUUACUUAAAUUUAAGACUUAGACUAACUAUUUAGACUUAACUUGAUAAGAUUUUUUAAUUUAAGGCAUGUGCUUUCAAGUCUUUCACUUUGUUACACUUUGUAGUAAGGUAAUGUAGCCUACAGUGGAACCUCUAUAUCAGUUUCUAGUUACUAUGGACAGUGGAAAUAUAGACUAUCCUAUAAGCUAUAGUCUAUAGAAAUUUUUUCCCAUAAUAUAUUAAUAGCCAUAAUAGUAGUAAAAGGCCUAUUCAUUAUCUGUACUCAGCCCCCAAAAAAUGAUUCAUUAAUUAAAGGCCGGCUUGGUAGUGUCUGACCACUGUCAAAUUCCACAGCCACAAUGGUGUUAGUGUUGUGUUCUAUGGCAUACAAUGCCACACGUUUUUUUUCAAACUUUUGAGCAUGAUUAUGAUGCUGGCUGAACCUGGAAAUAGCACCACCCUUUCAAAUAGCACAAAUUUUUCUUUGGUUCCAAGAGUUUGUGCUAAUCAAUGGUUUCACUGUAAAACAUUUUUGGGAGCAGCUGGUACCCGGUACUGAUUUGGGGCUUAUCUUAACAAUUUAUGAGUUUCAAUGCCAACUCAUCAUCUACAAGUUACAACACUUAAUAAACGACUCGUAAAGUAUAUUUAUAUUGCAGCAAAAUAAAAAAUAAAUAAAAAUUGUUACAAAUGAACAUACAAUUUUUUAUUACUGGUAUUAAAUAUAUUUUUAAUUGAGAUGCAAAGCAAGAUAAAGAAGAAGGUGUAGCAGUACUGAGAAUCGAUCCCCAAGUAUGAAAUCAUCUUGUUAGCACAGUCAAAACACAAACACACACUGCUGCUACAGCUCGUCAUCUACUGCAUCCUGGUCUAUUUAUAAUUUAUAGUCGUCUUGUUUAAGUCAUGCUAUUGGAUCAAAUAGGCAAGGACGAGAGAGUGAGGCUGAUGAAUUGAGCAAGUCUCCCUUACUUUAAACAAAAUACAUCUCAAGCCAAGGCUACUACUCAAGUUGAAAAUUGUAUACUCGACCAGAAAACCACACAAGGUCAUAUAUAUUAGUCAUGUAUCAAGACUAGGCCAAAAGUAUUUUUGCUACAGUGUACACAGGCCAGGUCCAUGAUUUUGCUAGGUACACCACUACGGUGUAUGCAGGCCUAGGUCCAUGGUUUUGCUAGGUACACCGCUGCGGUGUAGGAAAGCCUAGGUCAAUGGUUUUGCUAUGUACACCGCUGUGUUGUAUGCAGGCCUAGGUCAAUGGUUUUGCUAGGCACACUGCCAUGUUGUUCUCAGGUCUAAGUCCAUGGCUUUGCUAGGUGCACCACCACGGUGUACGCAGGCCUAUGUCAAUGGUUUUGCUAGGUACACCGCUGUGUUGUAUGCAGGCCUAGGUCAAUGGUUUUGCUAGGCACACUGCCAUGUUGUUCUCAGGUCUAAGUCCAUGGCUUUGCUAGGUGCACCACCACAGUGUACGCAGGCCCAGGUCCAUGGUUUUGCUAGGUACUUUGCUUCAGUGUAUGCAGGCCUAGGUCCAUGGUAUUGCUAGGUACACCACUACGGUGUAAGCAGGCCUAGGACCAUGAUUUUGCUAGGUACGCGCUGCAGUUUACCCAGGCCUAGGUCCAUGGUUUUGCUAGUUACUCCGCCACAGUAUACGCAGGCCUAGGUCAAUGGUUUUGCUAGGUACACUGCUGCGGUGUACACAGCCUCUUUGUAAACUAAAUUGACAGAGAUCACAAAGUCAAAGUCAUUCAUGUAAUAUAAUAAAUGAAAAAAAAAAUAAAAAGAAAGAAUUUAUCAUGACUUUACCGGAAUAUUGCUUAGAGUAGAGAUGAUGUCAAUGGCAGAAGCUGAAGAGUAGGAAAUGAUUAUUGCUCACAGGAGUUAAGUAAACAUCAGUUAAAACAUCAUGGGUUUUGUUUUGAUAAUGAUUCAGCAGCACUUGAUUUGACCACAAAGAACUUGUCUAAUGUUGCCCAUAUCUGUCUGUUGUUGAAAGUAGUCUGUUUAUGUUUUGGUUGAAUAAAAGAGCAUUUGGGUAAUACUUUUCAAGCCAUUUUGGGUUUUCAACCAGGUAGAGUUUAAACACCAUUACCUUAAUGUAUGUCAGCUGUAAGUGUGGAACCUUCCUUCGAUCCUUCCUCCAUUGUUUCAGCGUCUUCAUUUUGAAGCUCCCAACAGUUGUUUUCCUUGGAUAAUUCCAAAGGAUUACAAAAAUCAUGAACAUUUCCAAGAGGAAAAAGCUUACAAAAAUAGAGGUUCCAUUUAUAUUUGGUAUAUUGUAUACCAAUGAUUACAUAUAUGUAUUAGAAUUUGGGGACUCAUACUGACUGACUUUGUCAUACUUUAUUUAUAGCAGCUAGUAAGAUAAUUAUACUAGUUUUAAAACUUUAUUAAAAUCCGAUAGUUUUAACGAUUGAUACAAACUAUUUAAAUGUUAAAAUCCCUUCCUUUCUGCUUCUCUUUACUUUGUUUUUGUCUGGUUUUAGCGCCCUCUCCUAUAUUUUUUCUGUUUUAGGUAGGAUAUGUAUAUUGAUAUUAUGUAAAUUUAAUUUAUACUUAUUUAAAUGUGUUUUGUUUGUUUGUACUGAUGAAGGCAUGUGCCGAAACGUUUAAUUUUGUAUAAUGUAUAAUUAUUAUUAAAGCUAACUCAUAUUGUUCUAUUGACACAAUUUGUUCGUGUCUUAUUAAUCUAUUUAAAUGAGGCUGAGUUUAGGACUGCAAAGUAGACUUUCUUUUCCUGUAUACAUUGACAGAUUUGUCACAUGAAAUCUAACAGUUGUUGUAGUACGGGUUGUUUUCUUGCAAUUUUCAGAAAUGUCCUGUUUGUAGACUUUGUUUUUAUGAACAAACUUCAAUGAUAUGCUACAUCUGAUGAGAUUUCCUUGGUCAAGCAUGGCGGGGCAGGUAAGAGAUUAAAACACUGUCUGUGUCAUCAAGCAGGAUGGAGUUUUAUAAGAUAAUAUGCUACUCAGGAUUCUAGUGUUAUCAAUGGUCAGUAGAACAUGAUGACAUACAUUGAUUGUGGGCACUCAAAGUAUAGAAGAUUUAUUCCAUUUAUUAAUUUUUAAUCAUUGUGUGCGUUUAAUAUUCCAUGCCUAGCCAUAUAAUGAUUGUAAUUGUUUCAGUUUCGCAGUUUCCAAUGGGAUCCCAUUCUCAUCACUGCCCAGAUUAUAGCCAUGGUCAGUUUUUGGUACUUCUCAUUGGGCAUGUGGAUAUUUGUUCUAGAUGUCAUAGGGAAAUUUGACCUUUCUGUAGAGCAAAUUUUUACUCAGAGUGUAAGUAACCAAUGUGAAUAUUAUUUCUGAGUUUUUUUUAGCGGUAUUCAUCUACAGGACAAUUACAUUCUAUUGUAAAAAUGUUUUAAUAUUUAAGUUUUUUAAUAUAAUUUUAUAAUUGACAUAUUCAGAGAGGCAUCAAAUCAUCAGGGCCUUCACUUACUUAUGUAAUAUGUUAUCUCAUUCUUAUCUAUUGUAUUAUUUGAAUACAAUUUGUGUUCAGUAUAAUCAAUUUGGGACACAAGCUCAGCUAAAGUACAUGAGAUUUAUAUUGUACCUUUGCGUAUUAUUUGUUGUACAAAAUGAAAGACCAUGGCCUAACUGUGCCUCAUAAUGCAGCUGAUAAAUCAAGUGCGAAUAAAAAGUAAGACCCAAUUAACUCUACCACUAAAUCUAAACUAAAAAUGUUACAUCUAUCAAUCUUAAAUUAUGUAAUUUUUUAUAUAUUAUUUUGUUGCUGUUACCAAUGAUCUCUUUGUUUCUUUCUGUAGGAUCUUGGUCUCUAUGAGGACUCUGGCAGAACAAAUAUUAUUGCGUUUGCAUUCAACAGUUUGACAGUGUAAGUUGGAAAUAAAUAUUUAAAUAUUUGGCCUAAAGCAUUAACUGUUAAUUUGCAGUCCUACGUACCAACUUGUAGUGUAGGUAUUUGCCGUCUGCACAUGACCAUUUUCUCCUUUGAGACACCUAUCUUAAUUUUUAUUUUUUGGGUCUCUGGAUAGCAAUAGUCCUACAAAAAGCUGGCUUCUGAUCCUAAUCAUUGCAGUUUAUUAUCAUGUUUUAUGUCCCAAACUAUAUCUGGCUUGAUGGGCUGAUGAGCUCAUUUCAACUGUUCAUGAUGAAGUUUUAUGCAAGAUUUAUUUUUAUCCAAAUAUCCAAAUUUCUUAACCUUUUAACCCUCACCAGCAAGUCUUAUCUACACUUAUUUUUCUGUCAUUGUCAGAGCCAUCGUGUGGGCCCUGCAACCCCAGCAGCUCCAGGGUGUCUCAAAUAUGUAAAGGGCCUAAAAUAAUUUUAUGAAGAAAAAAGCGUUCCCGUUUGCAUCCAGGGGGGACAAAACUGAAAAGUGGCCGUAGGUUGACUACAAUAAUAUGACUGUAUUACACAAGCACACACAGUACCAGGUCAAUGUAAGUCUCAAAUCAUGACAGUACAUCUACAGCAAAUACAAUAGCUAAGUGGAUACUGGUGUACACAUGGAUCUGUAAAAGACAUGCAGUGUGGCUGUAUGUUUAACUAUGGCGAUAUUGUAAACGGGUUUCGUUCUAUGAGCUGUUCUAUGAGCUCGAGGUGUAACUAACUUAAAACAUGAACCGUUAUGAACAGGAAUCGCCCAUUACACCAAAAUAAAAAUAAAAUUUGCUCUACAAAAUAAUGCUUUAGAUAUAAAAUGCAUAUUGCUACUUUCAGAAUGGCCACAAUGAAAUAACUAAAAACCAAAUGCUGCUAGCUACAAGUAUCAAUUCCAAAUGAGUCAAAACUUCCUUAUAUUAUAUAGCCUGCUGUACAUGGACACAAUGAUGUCAGCGUCACGAGUUGUUCAUGGGUCAACCGUGGGAUGGGGAUGGUCCUUCGGGGGUGUGAAUGACCAAACAAUGAAUUUAAGGCCCAGCGGUCUGUACGUGCCUGGGGUUAUCCACAGCACCGACACUUGGAGCAUGUAUUCCUUAUUCCUCACUGCCACGUUUGAUUAAAAGAUCAUCGUCUAAAUCAUUUUGGUCUUGAAUGCUGUCCGCUUACCAAAAAGUCUAUCUGAAUGUUUCCUUGAUUCUGUUUCCUUCAUUAAACCAAUUAAGGUAAAAUAAAAAGUAAUAUCAUUAAUAAUGAUAUAUUUUCUUAUAGGCAACUCUUUUAACGCUCCUUUCAUGGAAACAACCCAAACAAUUAUUGGGAAUCCCACCCAACAAAGUUUCGGAACCCCUGUUAUAUUUUUUCCUAAGCAAAUAUUCAGAAGCUUGUUGAAACUGAGAGCAGCAGUUAUGAUUAAAAUGAAAAUUAAAGUGUAAAUCAAGUUCUAGUUAUUGAAUGUUACAUAGAGUGAAGGUAACACGCAUCAUGGAUUGAUUCAAUGCUUUAAACAUGAUCCUUUAAGUUUAUUUUAAAGUGCCUUCCAUGUUCUCCCAGUUCAUUCAUCAUGUGGAGUGUUGUGGGGAGGACCAAGCAGUGCUUAGACUUCACGGCCACCGUCCAUGUCUUCCACUUCAUCUUUUGUUGGAUCUACUUCGGCUACGUACCUGUGACGUUCUGGUGGUGGGUCACCAACAUCGUCUGUGUGGCACUGACAACCGUGACGGCGGAGUUUUUAUGCAUGAGGUCUGAGAUGAAAGCUAUUCCGGUGGGGAUGGGAGCAAAAGUAGAUUUGUAAAACAACAGGUUGUAAGUUUUGUACAAAUGUGUGAACAUUGUUUUCUGGAAAAAAUGUUUAAUAGGUUUAAUUAAAAAAAAAAAAAAAGUCUUGAGAAAAAUAUUUGUUCCCAGUCAUUACUGAAAGUGCAUCCAUCUGUAAUGACAAAAAUAUUUCAAAUUAAAAAGAAAUUGUGACAUCCUUCAAUAUGUUUCUCCAACCCUCCAGAAAUUAUAGGGUCUCAUUCAGAUAACUUUUAAAAUAAUUUGAGGUUCUUUCCUACAGGGAGCUUCACCUAACAAAUAAAGAUCGCAUAGUUUUGGCAAUGAACAGCAAGAGUUUUGAUUUGUUAAGUUUUUAAAAAAUUUCCUGAGGUAUAUACUUAAAAGAAAUUCACAAUCAGGGACGAUAAAAACUAAUUCAUCUAUGUAAAUAUUUUUGGGCUAUUAUUUCAGAACAUGUUUGUAGAAUGGGAGGAAUUUAAGUUGGCAUGUUUGUAUUUCCCUUGAUCAGUCAUGACAAGGAGAGAAUCUGGUGCAGAGAUUAGGUGUUUUGGCCAGGCGUGACUUUGAAAAUCUUUUUUAAUUUGACAAAUUUAUGUCUGAAGAAUUUUUAAACCAUAUGUAUGAUGAAUUGAAGCUUUUUACUUCACUUUUAAGUUAAUGAUUUAAAAGAAGAACAUACACAGUUCAUAUAUAAAAUCUUAAAAGAAUAUUCGGAAAACAUGUCUUAUGUACAUGUUAAUUAAAUUGGUAAAAAAUAUAUAUGUAUGUAUAAGGUAUGACUCUUGAGGAUUUUGGAGCAGAACAUUUCCAGUGCUUCUCUGCAGGUAUUUAUUUGUGGGAUUCUAACAUUGAAUAUAUUUUAUAAACAAUGCUGAAAAAUAAAUUGUAAAAAAAUAUGUUUAAUUGAAACACAAUGUCUUGGUUCUCCUCAAUCAUUAAGCUAUCAUUUUUUUCCUUGUUCAUUAGAUUUCAGGAAUAAAAAUCAGGAAGCUGAUAGCAGAUCAAAUAACUUUUGAAAAGUAAACAAAAAUGACUGAAAUGUUACAUGAAAUAAAUAGUAUAAUUUGGUGUGCAUCUUUUUUAAAAAUCAUUUUAAUAUUAUAAAGUAUUUUUGAAGGCAGUGGUUUCUCAAACUGUAUGUUAAUGUACCUCAAAUACUAAAAAGAAACAAAAAAAAUGGCUUCCCCUUAUUUCAUUAACAAAUAUGGGCAACACACGUAUGUGUACCUAAAGAUUAACAUGAAACUUUUCCCCCCCCCGCCCCAAAGUUCUCAAAGGAGGACAUCCCACCUAGUUGGAAGACCACUGCUUUAUUUUUUAAUAGAAAAAAAGUUCAUUUGACUUGCUGUCAGAUUAGCAUUCUUGAUGAAGUCUCAUUGACAUUAGUGUGAGAUAAUGUUGCUAAAUAUAGAAUAUUGUACUGAACCAGUUGUUAAAAAUAUCAAAAUAUUAAAGGCAAUAUAAAAUGACACAAUACCAUUUAUGUUUUGAAAACAUACAAGCACUGAAAGACUUUGCUGAACACUAUCUUUUGGAAGUGAGCUAGUUAUUGCAUGUGGAGAGAACAUUACUUUGAGUUCAAGAAAACUUUAGGCAUCAGGAUUGUUAUUUGACCUUAAUUUUGUUAGUUCUUUCAAGAGGAAUUGACAUGUACUUUUAAAAAUCAUUAUAAAUGAUUAGCAAGUUGGUAUUAAAAUUGUUUUUACGUGUUAUGUAUGUGUGUACAUAGUAGGAGAUAGCUUGCCUUUGAAUUUUUGAAGAGAUUGUAAAUUAUACUUUGUUCCAUUUCAUUGUGUUGCUUUAUACUUCCUCAUAGAGUCUUUUUAUAAAAUCUGUUUGAUUACUUCGUACUGAAUUGAUUUUAUCUUUUUAUUGAAUACUUUCCAGGAUUGCAAGACUUGGGGCUGGUCAAAUAAUUUUGAGUUAAUGGUUCUUAGAAAUGCAUUGAAUGGCUUGUGUAAUGCAAAAGGGAAUUCUAAUAAUUUUAAUGGAAAAUACUUAUCUAAUGUAAUACUCAUAAAAAACUUCGGUUCAUUAUUAAAAUAUGCAAUUCUCUGUUCUCUCUUUGCUUUUAGUUUAGGGAAAUCAUUGUUUGGACAAUAUGUAUCAUAAUUGGAUAAUUAAAAAUCUUGAAAGACAUCUGUAUACUAAUAAAACUUAUAUGUGAUGUUCAAGCAAACUUGGGGCCUGGUGCAACAAAUGUGAAUGGCAUCUCUUGUACUCUUGUCAUAGCAAUGGACUAAAAAGAUGAAAGGACUCUAAAAAUUAGUACAACCUCAUGCACUUGACACUGCUUCAUUCUGGAUUUCAUUAGUUUUAUUAUUUGCACACAAUCAUUUGUUGUUGAUUUUAUGUUUCAAUUAAAAAAUUAAUUGCACAGUCCGUAAAUUAAAAUUUCUGUCCUUUUUGUAUUA
Lymnaea stagnalis (great pond snail) is the source of this 8290-nucleotide messenger RNA. Lineage: Eukaryota; Metazoa; Mollusca; Gastropoda; Lymnaeidae. The record is from the annotation of a GenBank genome assembly.